UUCAUUUCACAUGUGCAUAAAACUCUUACUAACCUAUCAUUUAGAGCAUCCACAUUAAUACAAUGGUAAAAGUAAUUGCAUUUGUACUCUUUAUUGCUAACUCAAUUUUUUUUCAAUCCACAUCAAAUCAAUUUCAUUCACCUACAUCAAUGCAAUUAACUUGUACUUGCAUAUGUAAUUAAAUAUCAUAUUCAAAUGAUACAAAAUAAUAUAAAAAAGAAAAUAAUAUAAAAUUAAAAAUCUCUAUUUUUGUAGGGCUUUUUGACUUGCAUAUGGAAUUGCAUUUGUUGCAAGCUUGUAAAUAUGCAAUUGGUAGUCACAUCAAUGCAAUUGGUGUUACAAUUGCAAACAGCCAUUACAUGUCAUCUUGCAAUUUAAAAUGCAAUACCAAUGUGGAUGUUCUUAGCGUCACAUGCACGAGUACAAUUCGAUUAAUGAAACCAGUGGAAGAUCCAUUUCUCGAUAACAAAAAUUUGGGCAUUUUCAAUUUAUCAUUGGUACAUUUUUUAUGUACUAGUAUCAUUUAGUAGCUCCUGGAGCUACCGCGGAUUGAGCUUGAUUGCUAUGAGGGCUCCCCCUAAGCAUUGCCAAAUUGGAAUAAUGAUAGAACUGCCAAAUUUAAUUGUCGAAAGCUAACCAACUUGAUAUCUAGCUAACAAAAAUGUGCUGUGAUUUGUCAAGAUAAUUGAUUCCUGAAACGGGAGGAACAACAAUAAUGGAAUGGCCCAUCCCUUCGAUACUUUCCCCCCGAUCUUGUCUGCCUAUCUUCUUCUGUGUCUUCACCAUUAUCUUGCUUUUUUAAUCUUUUGCCAUACAUUAUUGUCGGGUAAUUAAUCAAAAUGAUCACAAAAGUUUGACAUAAUAAUAAAUUAAUAAAUGUUCUAAAACUUUAGAAACCAGUAAUUUCGUGUGUUUCCAUUCAUAUUUCUAACCAAACUGUUUAGGUGGUAGGUUUAAGUGUUGGUAAUGUGUUUAAUCUUAGUAAUUUUUGCAGCGAGUCAGCAAUCAUCCUCUACAUUUUUUUUUGUUUUAUCCCAAAAUUAAGUGGACAGUUUGAAUGAGAAUAUAGAUGCAAAGUGAAGAAAUAACCGUUUGGAUUAUAAGGCAAUACUUAUAAGGGUGGUGCAACGGUUCGCUCCGGUUCAAAUUAAUGAGUACCGCAAUCCAUUAGCGAAAGAUAUCUUAGGACCAAGUACCGGACCAUCAUUGCAUUCCGUCCAUUUGGUCUGGUUUGUUCCGGUCCAAAUAUCAGCUCGGUCCAUCAUUUCUUUAGUAAUUGUAAAAUUUAUGUGAAUCAAGAACCAGACCGCAUUAUACUCGGUCCGGUGCGGUCCGAUCUCGGAUCAGUUCAAAUGAAUCUUUUUAGUAUGUUUUAAAUGUUUGUAACCACUUUAUUACCAGUUAAAACCUACUCCAGAAAGUCUAUCCCUGGAUCAACGUGCAUUCAAUUAAGAGCUGCUGCUGCUGUCUCCUUAUCUUCUAAGUCCCAAUUUUACUAUCCCCUGUCCUGUCCUUUAGUUAUUUACUCUGUAUUUGCCCCCACCACUCUGCCCCAAUUUCCUGCCUGCCCACCACAACUUUACGUUUCCAAAACGUUCACUCUCACAAUUAAUAGUCUCGUUCCCGAUUCCCCACUUCCCACCCUCUUCCUCUUCCUCUUCCUCUUCCUUCUCCUCUUUAUGCCCAGAGAAAAGCUCUGAAGUCUUUGAACCAGUUCCUUUUUCGCCCCUGUUUUCCCACCCAGAGAAACAAACACCCGCUGGAAGUAACAUGGAUCAGUCUCCGUUGCUGGAGAAGCUACAGCCGUCACACGAUGACGACGAAGUAGCACAUCAGACCAAUCCCAGCAGCAGAAGAGCGACAGGGCGGCGGAGGAAAAUGGAUAUCUUGCUCGACCAGCUCAAGAAGGUGACCCGAAUGGCCGCUCCCAUGGUCGUCGUCUCGGUAACCCAGUACCUCGUCCAGGUCGUCUCGCUCAUGAUGUCCGGACACCUCGGCGAGCUCUCCCUCUCCGGCGUCGCCAUCGCCACUUCCUUCACCAACGUCACCGGCUUCGCCCUCCUGUUCGGAUUGGCGGGAGCGCUGGAAACGCUGUGCGGGCAAGCGUACGGGGCGGAGCAGUACUGGAAAUGCGGGACCUACACUUACGCAUCCAUCAUCUCCCUCGUCCCGAUCUGCGUCCCCGUCUCGAUCCUCUGGUACUACAUCGACGACAUCCUCGUUUCGAUCGGGCAGGACCCGGAGAUCUCGCACGUCGCCGGGCAGUACGCCGUCUGCCUGAUCCCUGCUCUGUUCGGCGACGCGGUUCUGCAGCCGCUGAACAGGUACUUCCAGUCCCAAGGGCUGACGCUCCCCAUGUUGUUGAGCUCCGUGGCCGCGCUCUGCGGGCACGUGCCGGUCUGUUGGGCUCUGGUGUACAAGUUUGGGCUCGGGAAUGUUGGGGCCGCUCUGGCGAUUGGGCUGGCCUACUGGUUCAAUGCCGGGUUGCUGGUUGUGUACAUGAGGUGGGCUGGUUCGUGCGAGAAGACACGUGGGAUGUGUUGGGAUGAUUUGGGGGCGAGUGUGAUGCAGUUCUGGAGGUUCGCUGUCCCUUCUGCCGUCAUGGUCUGUUUGGAAUGGUGGACGUUUGAGCUGCUAGUCCUGCUGGCGGGAUUGCUACCCGAUGCAGCGCUUGAGACUUCAGUGCUUUCCAUUUGCCUUACAACUACAUCGCUUCACUACUAUGUGCAAUAUGGAAUUGGAGCGGCGGCCAGCACUGGGGUGUCGAACGAGCUGGGGGCAGGGAAUCCGGAGAAAGCCAAAGCAGUGAUCCAAUCCGCGGUGGGGAUUUCGAUUCUGGAGGCGGCAAUCGUCAGCACCACGCUCUUCUGCUGCCGCAGCUUCUUCGGCUACGUUUUCAGCAACGACAAGGCCGUGGUGGCGUACGUGGCCGACGUGGCUCCGCUGCUCUGUCUCUCCGUCGUCGUAGACAGCUUCCUUGCAGUACUCUCCGGAGUGGCGAGGGGGAGCGGGUGGCAGCACAUAGGAGCGUAUGUGAAUCUAGGGGCGUACUACGGCGUCGGGAUGCCGGUGGCGGUGCUGAUGUGCUUCGUCUUCCAUCUCGAAGGGAAAGGCCUGUGGGUUGGGAUACUGACUGCAUCCACUCUCCAAGCUGUUUUGCUUGCUUUCAUCACUGCCUUCACCAAUUGGGAUCGACAGGCAGAGAAAGCCAGAGAGAGGAUAUUUGAUGGGAAUAUAAUUUUGCCAGCAUAAUUGAGGCGUGACAGAAAAAAAAAAAGCAUAAAAGAGAGAUGCUCAGAAAUAAUAGUCUACACCUUUACCCAGGCAGCAUGAGGAUGAUUUGAUUUAUGGGAAAAUUGAUUGGAUUUUGAGUGAAAAUCACUCAGAGCAAUCAACUGGAACAUAAUCUGGUUCUAACAACUAGUUGGUUUCGAUAGCCAGUUGUUGAUAAAUUUAUUAGGACCGAUGGAUCGAAGAAGAUUCACAAUUUCACUCCACCACAGGGGAGGAUCUUGAUUCUCAAGUCGAUUGACAAAUAUGUACUUUGAUUAUUUCCGAAUUGAUUCGAUCAACGAGUAUAGCACCGUGCUCGACGUGUAUGGCAAUAUCAUGUAUGUUUUAUUCAAAAAAACAAAACAAAAAAAUUAUAGUUCUAGCCAGUUAGGCUUAAGGUUGUUGGGAUCAUUUAAUGGUUGCGCCUAAAACUUACUACACUAAAUUAGGACAAAUAUAACUAGUCUAGAACUAUAGUAUAUAGUGACUAUCAAUGUGGUAUUCCACGGGGUCUGUAGUAUGUACAUAUACUUCUACUAUGAGCUAUCUUACAAUCUAGCUAGUCGAUUUAAUGUUCGCUACUUCUAAUUAAACAAAAGCAAUCAAAGUAAGAAAAUAGGUUAGUUCAAAGAUUGGAAAAACACUCACCCCCUCACCUUAGGAUUGAGUAUUAUCCGAUAUGAUCCGCGCUAGGCAGAGUAACAUUCGAGCGAAAGUAGCAAUGGGGCGGACAUAUGUACUACUUUCAAUUGAACAUCUCCCAACAAAUUAAGUUAUUGUGCCAAUUAGUUCUUGACAUGGUAUUAGGAGUGUACAUGUGGGUUGGGUGAUUCAGCUCUAGUUGUUUUAGUCACCCGCGACCCAUACACUUCGAUUUUGAAAACACUAAAUCCAAACCCACCCAAGAAGUAAGAACCUUACGGUUUGUUUAUAAUUGGGUUGGGUCGGUGGACUAUACAUUUGAGUAAAAGUCCAUCUCAACACGAAAAUGCAAUUAUUUUUGCACCAUAAAAAGAUUAUAUAACCAAUUACAUUUCGAGUAAAUAAACAGAAUUGAAAAUCAUCAAGAAGUUGUUGUCCUUAACUCGUUGAAGUAGAGUUUUUUUCAAUCUAUGUCUAGUAUUUUUCAUUAACAUUUACUAAAAUAUUUUAAAGAGG
Molecule: messenger RNA, 4431 nt
Organism: Linum trigynum
Lineage: Eukaryota; Viridiplantae; Streptophyta; Magnoliopsida; Malpighiales; Linaceae
Source: the annotation of a GenBank genome assembly